AAUAAGAACCAUAACAAGCAGUGGACAUAUAAACAGCAGAAGGAACUGUGUUUCCUGAAAAAUCGUCAUGGGGUCUGCAAGGAGACCUGGCCAAGAGCCAGGAGGAAGACAGCUGCUUCCUGUGAGCCAUGAGGCCCUUAUAGAGAUUAACCGAUUUCUCCGCACCCUAAAGAAAAGUUUCAAGAUGAUUCGGUCCCAGUCCCUGUCUCUGCAAAUGCCAACGCAGCAAGAUUGGAAGGGUCCCCCGACAGCCGGUCCAGCCAUGCCUCCCGCAACCCCUGCGUUCCCGGGAGACACUUCCCAGCCCAUGCCAGCACCGUAUGCCAUGCCCGAGUUCCAGCGGGUAACCAUCAGUGGAGAUUACUGUGCUGGGAUCACUGUGGAAGACUAUGAGCAGGCCGCCAAGAGCCUGGCCAAGGCCCUGAUGAUCAGGGAGAAGUAUGCCCGCCUCGCCUACCACCACUUCCCACGGACCACGGCCCAGUACCUGGGUUAUCAGUGGGCACACACGGCACCUCUGGAAGAGGGUCUCCCAGACUUCCACCCUCCCCCACUGCCCAAGGAAGACCCUUACUGCCUAGAUGAUGCUCCCCCCAACCUAGGUUACCUGGUCCGCAUGCAGGGGGGCAUCCUCUUCGUGUAUGAUAACACGAAGACACUGGAGCGCCAGGAGCCCCACAGCCUGCCCUACCCUGACCUGGAGACCUACACGAUGGACAUGAGCCACAUCCUGGCCCUUAUCACUGAUGGCCCCACGAAAACAUACUGUCACCGGCGACUGAACUUUCUGGAAUCCAAGUUCAGCCUUCAUGAGAUGUUAAAUGAAAUGUCCGAGUUCAAAGAGUUGAAGAGUAACCCCCACCGAGACUUCUAUAAUGUGAGAAAGGUGGACACGCACAUCCACGCGGCUGCCUGCAUGAACCAGAAGCACUUGCUGCGCUUCAUUAAGCACACGUACCAGACGGAGCCUGACAGAAUCGUGGCCGAGAAGCAGGGCCGGAAGAUCACCCUGAGGCAGGUGUUCGACAGCCUGAACAUGGACCCCUACGACCUCACGGUGGAUUCGCUGGAUGUCCACGCGGGCCGGCAGACAUUCCAUCGCUUUGACAAGUUCAACUCCAAAUACAACCCCGUGGGGGCCAGUGAGCUGCGUGACCUGUACUUGAAAACUGAAAACUACCUGGGAGGAGAAUACUUUGCUCGGAUGGUUAAGGAGGUGGCCCGGGAGCUGGAGGAGAGCAAGUACCAGUACUCUGAGCCACGGCUCUCCAUCUACGGCCGCAGUCCUGAUGAGUGGCCCAACCUGGCCCGCUGGUUCAUCCAGCACAAGGUCUACUCACCCAACAUGCGCUGGAUCAUCCAGGUGCCCCGGAUCUAUGACAUAUUUAGGUCAAAGAAGCUGCUGCCAAGCUUUGGGAAGAUGCUGGAGAACAUCUUUCUGCCCCUUUUUGAGGCCACAAUCAACCCCCAAGAUCACCGAGAGCUUCACCUCUUUCUCAAAUACGUGACAGGGUUUGACAGUGUGGAUGAUGAAUCCAAGCACAGCGAACACAUGUUCUCGGAGAAGAGUCCCAGCCCGGAUAUCUGGACCAGUGAGCAGAACCCUCCCUACAGCUACUACCUGUACUACAUGUAUGCCAACAUCAUGAUACUCAACAACCUCCGCAGGGAACGAGGCCUAAGCACGUUUCUGUUCCGGCCUCACUGUGGAGAGGCUGGCUCCAUCACCCACCUCGUGUCUGCUUUCCUGACUGCUGACAACAUUUCCCAUGGGUUGCUCCUCAAGAAGAGUCCGGUGUUGCAGUAUCUCUACUACCUUGCUCAGAUCCCCAUUGCCAUGUCUCCUCUUAGCAACAACAGUCUGUUCCUUGAAUAUUCUAAAAACCCUCUGAGGGAGUUCCUGCACAAGGGACUGCAUGUCUCUCUCUCCACCGAUGACCCCAUGCAGUUCCACUACACGAAGGAAGCUCUUAUGGAAGAAUAUGCAAUUGCAGCUCAGGUGUGGAAGCUGAGCACAUGUGACCUGUGUGAAAUCGCCAGGAACAGCGUGCUGCAGAGCGGCCUCUCACAUCAGGAAAAGCAAAAAUUUUUGGGACAAAAUUAUUACAAAGAAGGGCCUGAAGGAAAUGAUAUUCGAAAGACAAAUGUUGCUCAGAUCCGGAUGGCGUUCCGAUAUGAGACUUUAUGUAAUGAGCUCAGCUUCCUGUCUGAUGCCAUGAAAUCAGAAGAGAUCACAGCCCUGACCAAGUAGGUCCAGUACUGGACACGCAUUUUAACUUUUUGGUUUAAUUUUAAGUUCUGCUGUGAUUAACGGUGGUCGAAAUACCAAACUAGGACUUUCCUCCAUGGAGAGGAUGCCUCUGCAGAACUAUCAAACUAGUCGUUUUGGUUGCACUGUUCACUUUAAGAUCUAACAUGCCCACUUCUGUUAAUAUUUAUGAGUAAUAGGUGGUGACUCCUCCUUGGGGAUGUGGGAGCUGGACACUUGUCUAUACUCAUUCCUAAUUUUCCAAGUACUUCUCUUGAAAUUGCUAGUGCUUGUAUUGUGGGGGCCAGGGUGUUCCACAGUCCAGUGCCCACAGACAUGAGGUCUGUGUGGUUUUCUGCAUAGUCCUCUUUUGGCCCUGCGGGCUAGUUAGUAGUUGUUCAUUUCAGCCUCUGGCUGGCUGGCUGCCUUAAACAAAAUCAAUUGUAAAGCUCCCUUUUGUAAAGGAGCUACUUGGAGAGAAUUAAAAUAGAAAACUUCCUUCUUUGUGUUUUUUAUGAUUUUUUCAUUUAGCCCUCCACCCUCCUUUCUAUUUAGGAAGCCAAAUGUGCACAACACUUCUAUUCUGUGUCUUGGUUUUCUCAUCUGAAAAGUGAGGGUUUGGACUAGAUGAGAGGUUUUCAGAUGGUGUUCUGUGAAUUCUCCUCCCUUCAGGGUAGGAGAGAUUAAGGAGUGUGAGGUUCUGGGUGCUGCCUUUACUUCUUCAGUGACUACUUUCAUCAGUUUUUCAUUGAGAUGUCUACAUAUUUUCAAUUGAACUAAGGACUUUGAAGAGUAUAGGACUAGAUGAUCUCUGUUCUUUUUGGCUCUAAUAUUCUAUGAUUAUAACCCAAUUAUUAUUUUACUUAUGAAGAGUUAGGGUCAGAAUUUACUUAAGGUUAGACACCAAAUAAGUAAUAGGACUAACACGAGGUGUCUCUUCUCCUAAUCUAGUCCUUUCCCCACAAUUCCAUGAAGCCUCACAAAUGUUAGAAUUUUUAAUCACUGUAACCUGGUGCAUUUCUUUUUUAAGAUGAAAUUUCUCCCUUACCUAAUAUGUGGACUUUUUCAGAAGAUAUAAGUGGUCCCAGGGGCCAGGUAGAAAGUAUUUUUUAAAACCAAUCUGAAUUUAAGCUUUGCCAAUGUACUCUUCAUCUGUGUUACUAGUGCCUGGUACAUAGUAGGUGCUCAAUAAAUGUAUAUUGACUGAUUAAAUGAAUUUCUCUUUUGACAACUUUUUAAGGAUAUGUGCUCCUAAUACACGGCAAGCUGCUCAAGGACAUUCCUGUCUAUUUCUGUGGGCAAAUGUAGACUAUGGGAAGUCCUUCUGAAUCUGUAUGGGCUUAGAAGAACCCUAUUUUUGCCUGUAAAAAUGCUUAUUUGACUUUGGAUUGUCUUGUCUUGUGACUUUAUAAUGCUUGUUCCCUCCACUGGUCAACUUAGCAUACAGAUCAAUGGGUUUUGUUUUUUUUUUUCUACUAGGCAAACAUAUAUGCUACCUUAUAGCUAAUUAUGACAUUGAAUGAAAACCCAGCAUUUAUCUUAGAUAUUCAUUAUUUUUGAAAAUCUUUUUGUAUACAUUUGCCCUAACAUAGCAAGCAUUGUACAGUUUUUCAGUGUCAUUUUAUCUAUAUCAAGUUAUUUGUUUUUAAUUAUUAAAUAAAGUCUGUUAGGACUAUGGCUCAGUAAUUUAAAACAAUUUCAAUUUAAUAUUAUUUAAAGCAAAUGUUUAAGUUUUUACUUCAAGAUUGGGCAUCAUGGAAAGCUAUCAAUAACUAUUAAUUUAUUUUUAACUAAGACUCAGACAUGGAUGACAUUCAGUAGGAAAACUCAAAAAUUUCAAACCGAAGUUAGCUAGACUCAGAAGGUAAACCUUUGCUAACUUUUCCUGUAACUGCUGCCCUGUUAUUUUGUGAGCCAAACCACAUAUGUCCAUUUCCUUUUUCCUAGAUAAUACUUUAACCUAUUCAGCCAACACUUACUGGAUUUUACCUGUCCUGCAAACUUUUCAGACACCUUUUUCUAUAGUUCUUUGUGCUUUUAUUACAUCAUUGUACCUAACUGACCUUUUUUGGGGGUGAAUCCUACUUUCUUUCGUGUUCACAGUUGGAAUCAAAGGCAAUUGUAGUCUAGUCCACAUUUCUAAAAGAAGUUUUCGAGGCAUAUAAUCCUUUACCUGCACUAAAAGGCUCAACUUCAUGUUAUGUGUUGCUUCAGACUGCAUUGCUGAAAUGAUCAAUGUCAUUGCUUUUGCCUCACAAAAACAAAUCACAGCUCCUGGGUUGGUGUUUACCAAGGCCUGUCCUGGGCCUUUACUUCCUCUUAUCUUCGAUUAAAGCAGAGUUGCAAACACA
Molecule: messenger RNA, 4599 nt
Organism: Pteropus alecto (black flying fox)
Lineage: Eukaryota; Metazoa; Chordata; Mammalia; Chiroptera; Pteropodidae
Gene: AMPD3
Product: adenosine monophosphate deaminase 3
Exons: 14
Coding region: 68-2251 (727 amino acids)
Biological process (GO): IMP salvage; AMP metabolic process
Cellular component (GO): cytosol
Molecular function (GO): AMP deaminase activity
Source: RefSeq, a predicted model, not a curated record